Colletotrichum acutatum is the source of this 1107-nucleotide messenger RNA. RefSeq names its product epoxide hydrolase. Gene Ontology annotation, molecular function: epoxide hydrolase activity. The coding region runs from base 1 to 1107 and encodes 368 amino acids. Lineage: Eukaryota; Fungi; Ascomycota; Sordariomycetes; Glomerellales; Glomerellaceae. Gene Ontology annotation, biological process: epoxide metabolic process. The transcript has 3 exons. The record is from RefSeq and is a predicted model, not a curated record.
AUGUGUGAUAUCAAAGAGUUUAGGGUCGACAUCGUACGCGAAGAGGUUGAGCGCUUGCGAAGGAAACUCAAGGAGUUUAGCCUCCCGAGUUGUCCUGAGCCAUGUGAUGCUAACCGGAAUUAUGAAGAUGAGCCCUCAACCGCGGCAUUUCUCCAAAGUCGUUGGAUCAACGACUUUGACUGGUACGAAGCUCAAAGCGGAAUGAACGAGGUGCCGCAUUACUUGGCAAUAAUUGAAGACCUUACAAUUCACUUUGUCCACGUUCCGUCGCAGAGCUCAGACGCAAUUCCCCUGCUCGCCAUCCAUGGCUGGCCUGGGACGUUCUGGGAGUACAGUCAAGUCUGGCGCCCGUUAUCUGAUCGCGCCAACCUCGACAAUCCAUCUUUCCAUGUCGUGGUGCCAAGCAUGCCAGGUUUCUGUUGGUCCUCUCCCCCAAAGAAGGCUCAUUGGAAGGUUAAAGACAGCGCUCGCGUUUUUGACACGCUCAUGAAGAGCCUUGGGUACAACGAGUACAUGGUCCAGUGUGGCGAUUUAGUUCAUGCUGUAGGCCGCGAGCUUGGUGCAAAAUACACCGACUCCUGCAAGCUUCUGCACUGCAACUAUGCCCCCAUUCCGAUGCCAGAUGGAAUCCAGCUUUCAGAACACGAGAAGAAGGACUUCCGCAAAUAUGAGGACUGGGCACAGCGCCAUGGGGGAUUUGACGUCACCGGCAGUAUCCGACCUCAUACAAUCGCCCUAGCAUUGCAUGAUAAUCCUAUGGGAAUACUCAUGUGGGUUCUUGAAAAGUACCAGGUUGUUGGUCACUCAGAGCCCUGGAACAACCCCCGGUGGACCAAGACCAUUCUGACCACCGCGUCUCUGUACUUUUUCACCGGAUGUAUAAUGUCCUCGAUCAUGUCAUACUACGAUCCUCCGACUUAUGAGAAGGUCUCGGAUCUUCCGAUAGACGAAGACAACCGAAUCAAAGUGCCAUUUGGAUUCACCUCCUUUUCCUGGGAUACGGACGAAGCCUCCAAAAGAGCAAUGAAGCGAUCAGUCGAGCAGAAUGAGAACCUGGUCUUUUACAGAGGUUUGAUUCACCGAUGUGCCUUUGGCAAUGUACCUUAG